AUGCAACAGCAGCGCUGUGCCUUCACCUCCUUGCCUCAAACAUGGAAGCAGACACUGAACCCAUCUUCUGUUGUCCACCUGACCAUCUUCUCUCCUCAUCAUGGUCACAUUAUCCCAACUUCAGCUCCACGACCCCUACAUGGCCUCCUGAGAUCCCUCCUGGGCCUCCUGGCCUUCCUGUUUUUACUACCCCACCCAGUACAGGCAGCAUGGUUUAAGGUUGGGGUGGUGGGACCAUGGGGGUGUGACCCUCUUUUUGCCAAGGCCCUUCCUAAUGUGGCAGCACAGCUUGCCGUCAAUCGCAUCAACAGAGACCCGUCAUUGGCCUACGCUGCAACGUUCAGCUAUGCUGUGCUGCAGGAACCUUGUGAAACAUCAAGAGCGUUGGAGGCAUUUGUGGGUUUUGACACCAAGGCCUCUGGGUACAUUGGACCAGCCAACCCAGGGUACUGUGAUGCUGCUUCAAUGCUAAGCAAAGGCUGGAACAAACCAUUGUUUCCUUGGGGUUGUGUUGGCUAUGAGCUGGAUGAUGUUCGUAGCCAUCCAACUUUUGCACGAUCCAUGGCUAGGCCCACGUCAGUGCUACACAGCAUCAUGAGUUACUUCAGAUGGGCUCAUAUUGGCAUCAUCUCUUCCUCAGAGGACAUCUGGGUGGAUACAGCUACCAAGGUGGCUGAGUCCUUGAGAAGCCAUGGUAUGCCCGUCAGACUGGUCAGUUUUAUGGAGAACACACCUCAUGGCAUUAGACGAACUCUAGCAAAAGUUCGCAAGAUGCGAGAAAUUCGAGUUGUGAUUCUCUGCAUGCACUCAGUGCUGAUUGGUGGCUCUGUCCAGAAGCUCUUUUUGGAAACAGCCUACGACAUGCAGAUGAUCGAUGGCUCGCUGGUGUUUUUGCCCUAUGAUACUCUGCUCUACAGCCUGCCUUACCUCAAUGUGACCUACCCAGCUCUGAAGAGCAACAGCAAAUUGUUGCGGGCUUACGAUGCCGUGCUCACUGUCACCAUUGACUCCCCUCAGUUCUCAUUCUAUGAGGCCUACAGAGAGGCCAUGGAGAGGGGCGAAGUGUUGAGGACACUGAAACCUCAACAGGUGUCUCCUCUGUUUGGAACCAUUUACAACUCAGUUCUGUUCAUGGCUCAUGCAGUGCAUCGUGUUCGGGAGUCUGGAGAAUGGGUGUCUGGUGGAAAUCUGGCACAACAAACCCGUAACCUGGACUUCCAGGGCUUCAGUCACCCUAUAAAAACCAGCAGCACUGGAGCAGCUCAGCUGGACUACCUCAUACUGGACACAAAUGGAUUCUCCGCACGUAUGAUGCCAACGUACAGGAUUGACAUGGAGAUGGGAAUGGUUCGCUUCUUGGGUCAAGACAUUCACUUCCCACAAGGUUAUGGACCCAGAAGGGAUUCUGCCUGCUGGUUUACCCCUGGAGUCAUCUGCUCAGGGGGUGUGGACCUGUUCUUGACCUUUGGCUUGUUUUUUGGUUCGGUUGCAGCCUCUGUUUGUGCUGUGGCUCUUUUGUAUUGUAUCAGGCGGCGAAUCAAUCAGAUUCGUCUGGUCAGAGGUCCCAACAAGAUCUUGCUGACUCUUGCAGAUGUCACAUUCAUUAACCCAUCACUUAGCAACAAGAAGCUGAGUCUGGAUGACAGCAGGACCAGCGGUGCGAGGAGUGUGUCUGAAACCAGUGUAAACACACCAGUAUCUGUCCAGUCCCCAGCCACUUAUGAGAACUCCAAUGUUGUCAUUUUUGAGGGGGACUGGGCAUGGCUUAAAAGACUUCCCAAUGGACAGUUUGGCAGGAUAAACCCCAAAACCAGUGAUGUGUUUGAACUGAUGAAAGAUAUGCGCCAUGAGAAUGUCAACCCUUUCCUCGGCUUCUUUCACGACUGUGGCGUGUUCGCCAUCGUGACAGAGUUUUGCUCCAGAGGCAGUUUGGAGGAUCUGCUUCUGAAUGAAGAUGUCAAACUUGACUGGAUGUUUAAGUCGUCCCUGUUAUUGGAUCUAAUUAAGGGUAUGAAGUACCUCCAUCACCGCGGAGUGUCACACACCCGCCUGAAGUCUCGUAACUGUGUAGUGGAUGGGCGUUUUGUACUCAAAUUAACAGACUAUGGCUACAACGAGGUCCUCGAAUCUCAGAGGUUCCCCCACAUCGAAGCACGUCCAGAUGAGCUGCUGUGGACAGCCCCAGAGAUCCUGAGGAAUGGGCAUCCAGGGCUUCAUGGGACUUUACCGGGUGAUGUUUAUAGCUUUGCCAUCAUCAUGCAGGAGGUUGUGAUAAGAGGACCUCCGUUCUGCAUGUUGGACCUCUCAGAUGCAGAAAUAAUUGAGAAGAUACGUAAGCCUCCUCCUCUGUGUCGUCCGGUGGUGAGUCCAGACUACGCUCCAAUGGAGUGCAUCCAGCUGAUGAAACAGUGCUGGAACGAACAGCCAGACAAGAGGCCGAGCUUUGAUGAGAUCUUUGACCAGUUCAAAAACAUUAACAAGGGGAAGAAGACCAACAUCAUAGACUCUAUGCUUCGGAUGCUGGAGCAGUACUCGUCCAACCUAGAGGAACUGAUCAGAGAGCGAACAGAGGAGCUGGAGAUAGAGAAACAGAAGACAGAGAAACUGCUAACUCAAAUGCUGCCUCCGUCUGUUGCUGAGGCCUUGAUGGAUGGCGGGACAGUGGAACCAGAAUAUUUUGACAACGUGUCACUCUAUUUCAGUGACAUUGUCGGCUUCACCACCAUCUCAGCCAACAGUGAGCCCAUUGAGGUGGUUGACCUCCUAAAUGACCUCUACACUCUCUUCGAUGCCAUCAUAGGAAACCAUGAUGUCUACAAGGUGGAAACCAUUGGUGAUGCCUACAUGGUGGCUUCAGGUGUUCCGGUCCCUAACGGCAACCGUCACGCUGCAGAAAUAGCUAACAUGUCUCUUGACAUCCUUAGUGCUGUGGGAACGUUUAAAAUGAGACACAUGCCUGACGUUCCCGUCAGGAUACGUAUAGGACUGCAUACAGGUCCAUGUGUAACAGGUGUGGUGGGUCUAACAAUGCCCCGCUACUGUUUGUUUGGAGACACAGUGACCACUGCCUCUCGUAUGGAAUCCAGUGGGCUGCCCUACAGGAUCCACGUCCAUGAGAGUACGGUGAAAAUCCUUCGGGAACUUAAUUCUGGUUACAAGCUGGAGUUGAGAGGCACGAAAGAAAUCAAGGGAAAAGGAAAAGAGGAGACAUACUGGCUUGUUGGGAGAGACGGGUUUACCAAACCUCUGCCUGUUCCUCCAGAACUUAAGUCUGGAAUGAAAAAUUCGCGGGACAUGAAGCAGGUGUUUCAUAAGGCUGUGAAGAAGAUCUCUCAUGUUCGCGUCGUGACUCAGCUCUACAUGCCAGAGGACGAUGACAAUGUCAUGAUGACACACCACUGACUGGACUGGAGCUCUGGCUGGACUUUUCUUAAAAACACAGCUCACAAGCACUGUAAUAAACCUCCACUGAUGUCUCCAUACAGAACUCUGAUCAUCCAAUAAGAAGGAAGGAGGAGGAGGGAUGGUGAAAGUGUUAGCUGAGAUUAACAGCAGUCACUUUGUGUGCACAUUCCUGUGUAUUAACAGCUUGAGCUGAGGCAAUGAAUGCUAAUGCGGAACUAUCUAUAGAGGCCGACAAAUAGUGACUCAGCAAAACAGGGACCUGCAGAAAGUGUUUGUCAGCAGCAGAGGAACACAGCUAAUCCCCCUCGUCCACUCCCUCCUCCUCUUUCUAAGUUUCUUGUAGGAGGUGAAUCAGGAGUAGGUUUUAUGCUGCUCACUAUUAUUAUAGAAAGAAAAGCCAUAAUAAAUACACUAUUUUUGGAAUGUAUAUUUGUAGGUGUAAACAGUAGAGAGAUGCCUAGAAGUGAGUAGACUAAAGUCAUUAAUCAUUAAUGACAAUCUGUCAUUUUUCACUGGAAACAGGAAAGACAAAACAAUGCUACCCUUAUGUUUAUGUGUAUUACAACUAAAAAACAGCACAAGAUUGAACCAAAUGAUAGUGGUGCACAAUGUCAGAAUGUGCAGUAAGCAGCC
This is a messenger RNA of Melanotaenia boesemani (Boeseman's rainbowfish), 4038 nucleotides long. It is a transcript of the gene gc2, whose product is annotated as guanylyl cyclase 2. The transcript has 25 exons. Bases 1 to 3402 code for a protein of 1133 amino acids. Gene Ontology annotation, biological process: protein phosphorylation; cGMP biosynthetic process; receptor guanylyl cyclase signaling pathway. Gene Ontology annotation, molecular function: ATP binding; guanylate cyclase activity; peptide receptor activity. The record is from RefSeq and is a predicted model, not a curated record. Lineage: Eukaryota; Metazoa; Chordata; Actinopteri; Atheriniformes; Melanotaeniidae.